Lobosporangium transversale is the source of this 2315-nucleotide messenger RNA. RefSeq lists its product as hypothetical. The transcript has 9 exons. The record is from RefSeq and is a predicted model, not a curated record. Gene Ontology annotation, cellular component: plasma membrane. NCBI's taxonomy places the organism in Eukaryota, Fungi, Mortierellomycota, Mortierellomycetes, Mortierellales, Mortierellaceae. Bases 84 to 2216 code for a protein of 710 amino acids.
AAAAAAAAAAAAGCUUGACAACAUCUGAAUUCUCAUUUCCCAGGGGAGGUGAUUAACCCAGUUUAAAAAAUAGAAGCAAGCAAAUGAAGCUAUUCCCAAUCUGGGCUGUAUCGCUAUCGUUGCUCGCCAUAAGCCCAACCAUAUUAGCACGGAAGUUCCCAACAAGCGGACUAUAUAAUGUUGAUGCCAACGUUGGUUUAAAAGACGUUCAAGGUACAGUGGCUGCUUUUGGGGACUUUAACGGAGACAAAUUUACGGACAUUAUCACACUGAGCGACGAUCAGACUUCUAUUAGCAUAUAUCUUUGGGAUCAUGCCGCUUGGACAUUUACUUUACUUCCCUCAGCAAAUGUAACCAUAUCACAAACACCUCAGAGCUUCAUCAUUACCAACAUUGUACCUGGAGAUUUCAACCGUGAUGGCAAACUGGAUCUAUUAGUUAUGGGUCAACAAAAUCCAGAGCCUGACGUGGAUGGAGAAUUAAUGAUGCGUAUCUAUCUCGGAAAUAUUGACGAUGGAUUUGACCCAAACUUCAUCAUUAUUCCUUCCGCAACAACUCAACAGCCCAUGACAUUCGACUUGAACGGGGAUAUGUUGACAGAUCUCUUGGGAUAUGCUUUCGAGGGAUACCAGGCAGGUGUAAGCACGUUGUCUGUCUGGAAGAAUGUCUAUACGCCAGAGAUUCCAAACAAGAUUUUUGAAAUUAUGCCUAUGAACUUCACUGGCGAGUCAGGACCAUUGUGUACGCUUUCUAAACCUCAUUCAAGUGCAUUUGUUGAUCUCAACGGGGAUUGCUUGGCAGAUAUUUUCCUGACUUGUUUUGAUGGCCAUCAACGUAGUUAUGUCGUUUAUGUCAACAAUAAGGACCUAGGGUUCUCGUUUGCAGUCAGUGGAUUGCUUCCAGAAGGCGCUGGGCAGGUCACUUUUGCUGACAUUGAUGGCGAUGGUGCAGUAGAUUUUGUAGUGCCUGCUUGCGACACGCAUGGACAAUGUUCGAUCUAUGUCUACUAUAAUCAACAAAUGCCGUUAUGCACAUCAAAGGGCCAGAAUGACUGUCGUCAGGUCUCCAAUCUCUGUGUUGCAGAUCCGAACUUCUCGUUCAGCGUCGAUCCUGAUCAUAACACCAGUCCCGGGGCCUUGGUUCAAUUCCCUCUGAAUGGCGUAUUACCAGAUGGCCAGCAGCUUUUGCUUUCUGAUCCUGAUUUCAAGGGCAGGCUGCCGGUGGCAGUGCAUGUUGGGGACUACAACUUGGACGGAUAUCCGGAUUUGUUGGUGGUGAGUGGUACACCAGGAGAUAACCGUCGACCAUCCAGCGCAACACUGCUUCAAUCGGUUUUGUGUUCUACAGGCGAUGAUGUCUGUUUGCCUUCAGCUGUGGCAGCAAAGAGACGAAGCUUUGUUAAGGUGACAGAUGGUGCAGAUGCAUUGAACUUUGUCCAAGAUGUACGAGCCGCUGCCUUUAUGGAUCUAGAUGAGGAUGGCACCGUGGACAUUAUGCUACUCCGUAACUCACCACUACAACAAGGAGUUGCAGGGAGAGCUAUUACGAUGAUCCAUAACAAUUAUUUUAAUGAUGCAUUUUUCUUAAAGACAUUAGCUUCUAAUGGUGUGUCACCUACAUGGUCCGGGCCCAACGAUAAGCGUCCGACCAAAGAAGGAGCAAAGCCCUUUGGGGUCAAUUAUCCAGGUGCAACAUUCAAAUUUACAGUACUGGAUACAUCUGGAAUCAAGCGAGCGAAUCAAGUUGCACAGUAUCCAUCAUCAACUUAUAUGAAUCUGGCACUUCCAUUCUCGUUGUUUGGUUUGGGCAGGACCAACAAUUAUGUUGAAGAAUUGUUUGUUGGCGUGACUAGAAAUCAGGACGAGCAUUUUACGACAUAUGCGGGAGUAAUUCCAAAUUCACAGUUGAUCAUCAUUCCAUAUCAGGCAGAGGAUGCGUCCCGUCCAUCAACACCUUCAUCUGGAUAUGGAUUAGAAGGCGGCAACGGAAUGGGCGAAAAUGUUUCUAUGCAGGCCGAGAACAAAGGCGGACCGAGUGAAUGGACGUUAGAGCUCUAUAUCCGUCCAGGAGAUUAUGUUCCUUGGGUAUUUGUUGUCCUUGUUACUGCAAUUGCCAUCCUUGCCGGAGUCGUUGUGGGCCUUAACUGGAUGGAGAAGCGUGAGGAUGAAAGGGAGCGAAAGAAGGCACUUCAUAUCAUCAACUUUGAUGCCUUGUAAAUACAAUCAUUUUGCAGAGAGUCAGUAUAGGAAAGAGGAAAGAAGGGAGAGAAGAAUCAAACAUAGUUAAUCAAAUAAAAUAAGUAUAACGUAUAAAGC